Messenger RNA from Thecamonas trahens ATCC 50062, 1445 nucleotides. RefSeq lists its product as uncharacterized. Lineage: Eukaryota; Apusomonadida; Apusomonadidae. The record is from RefSeq and is a predicted model, not a curated record. Bases 528 to 1277 code for a protein of 249 amino acids. The transcript has a single exon.
CCUCCCCCACAUUUCAUCACCUUCACACGCACGCGAGAACAGAACACAUAGCCAGCUACCCACUACAAUUGUUUUCAUCACGUUGCUCAAUCUCUGCCGCCCAAGCGAGCUCAUUUAGCACCCUCGCAUCCCGCCUCGCUCGAGCAACUCGGCCGACCUGUCAUCGACACCGUCUUCAAUCAGAAACUGAUUGACACGUAGUCUCAGCAACUUCCAUCACAUCCUCAUCACACACAGACAACCAUGUUUCGCUGGUUCAGAAGAUGGUUUCGAUGGAUGAACAUUUACGAGCGCAUUCUCUAUGUCAUCAUUCUCAUGGCAUGGAUCAAUGGUAAUGGCGGAAACGUGUACUUUCGGUCGAAAAGUUCAUCGAGGCCAAGGAUAAUCCUGCCACCGCCGCAACCAUACGUGAGCGGUCAAUCGCGCCAGACGAUGUGCUGUUUGUCCUCUGCCCUUCGCAACCUACGGAUCCCAUUGCUAAGCUGACCUGCUUCGAGUCGCUCCUCUCGCCUUUGGGGGUGUUCUCGAUGGGGGUGUUCCCCUGCAACGCGAGACCCAUCACGCUGUUCGGCUUCAACUGCACCGCCGUUCCCGCCAUCAACGUACUCUCGAGUACUCGUGGUACCUUUGGACAAGUCGUUACGGGUGCCACAUCGAGCUGCCUCGCCAAUAGCACGCGCUGUGUUUUUGACAACGUCUACCUCACUGUCGCCUCGACUUUGUUUACCGAAAAGCUCGCCGCUGAUCCCAGCGCCAAGCUGACCGACGUCCGCUCAUUCCCGCUUCCAAGCGAAGGCGGCUCGUUUCUCUCUGUGGGGAUCUCCACCACUGUCGACCUUCGCGGGCGUGAGGAGACCAUCUACAUCGCCUCGGGUGUUCAGAUGCGCGCCCACGACCCAUCAUCCGGCCCGGUCUCCUUCAGUUUCGAGCUUAACCAGUUCUCGUGGGAUCUGCGCGAGCAGGUAGUCAGCGAGUACGUCGUCUACGACAUCUUUGAUCUCUUUGCCAGCAUCGCCGCCGUCGCAUCGCUCACUACAGGCUUGUUCCUCUUCCUCUUCCCGGUCACUCCGUCCAUCCCGCAGCACUUUCGCUUCGGAACCCACCACACUGCGCGCAACAUCGGCGACCUGGCCCACUCGGCCUCGGUUGCUCCGCGCGCUUCGCUCGCGCAAUCGCCAGAGACAAAGCUCACCAGCCUCCGGCGGCGGCCAGGAACGGCCUCGACCUCGGCCUUCAGCGGUUCGAGCGGCAGCAUAUCGAAUAAUUCGCCGGUCUAACGACUCGUGUGCGAGACAGCGACACAGGCGCAACGUAACUCGAUUGGCGCGUUGCCGUCAGUUCACGAGCACUCCUUGUCUUGGAUGUCGUCCUCGCCACAGCCGGUGGUGGCGCACUCGAAAUUGGUCGCCAUCUCAUUUGCCAAAUCGCCAGCCGCAACACGCUCA